UUACAACGCACACUUCUAAUCUUUUAGUGCUGCGGGCCUGAAGAUCCUGCCUUGCCUCUUCCAUUUAAGUCACUUGCAUUGUCAGAAGCGCCCCAUCUGCCCGAGUCUCCGUCCACCGGCAACAGAAAGCAACAGCCGCCGCUCGCUCAGUCCGUGCUUCUCAUCUGCAAAAAAACCGCCCUUCUCCGCCCACGCCCUGGAUGAUUACUUCCCUCUACAGCAUUCACCAUGUUGGCGGUUGAGAAACACUGGAUUAAUGUACAGCAGAAGACUUUUACAAAAUGGCUCAACGACAAGUUGAAAGUCCGAAGAAUCUUUAUCGAUGAUCUAGUCGUCGACCUCUCCGAUGGCGUCAUCCUUAUCCAUCUACUCGAAAUUCUCGGCGGAGAAUCGCUCGGCCGCUACGCUUCGAAGCCUAAGCUCCGUGUGCAGAAAUUCGAAAAUGUCAACAAGAGUCUUGACUUCAUCAAAGGACGGAGGAUUCAGAUGACCAAUAUCGGCGCCGAAGAUGUUGUGGACGGCAAUAGAAAGAUCGUGCUGGGUCUGAUCUGGACUUUGAUUCUUCGAUUCACUAUCAGUGACAUCAAUGCGGAGGGUAUGACCGCAAAGGCGGGUCUCCUUCUGUGGUGUCAGCGCAAGACAGCUUGCUACGAAGGGGUGCAAGUCCGUGAUUUCUCUACCAGCUGGAACGAUGGGUUGGCCUUCUGUGCGCUUUUGGACAUCCACCGCCCGGAUCUGAUCGACUUCGAUGCCCUGGAUAAGAAGGACCACCGCGGAAACAUGAAGCUCGCUUUUGACAUUGCUUCCAAUGAAAUCGGGAUCCCUGAUCUGCUUGAUGUUGACGACGUUUGCGAUGUUGCGAAACCGGACGAAAAGUCGCUCAUGACGUAUAUCGCCUACUGGUUCCACGCCUUCUCGCAAUUGGAACGGGUUGAGAAUGCCGGACGUCGGGUCGAGAAGUUCAUCAACAACAUGCACGGUGCCUGGGAGAUGCAGAACUCUUACGAGCGGAGGAUGAAGGAGCUGCUGCGGUUGAUUGCCGCGCAACGCGAAGCGUGGAAGACAGCGUCCUUCGAGGGUACGUACAAGGAUGCGAAAGAGCAGGCUCACCAAUUCUCUCUGUACAAGAGAAACCAGAAGCGCCAAUGGGUGGCCGAAAAGUCGGAUCUUGCGGCUCUUCUGGGAAACAUCAAGACUAAACUCAGCACUUAUCGUCUCAAACCAUACGAACCUCCAGCUGAGCUUAGUCUGGAGGUUUGCGAUGAGCAAUGGGAGGGUUUGACCCGCGACGAGCACGAGCGUAGCCAACUCAUCAACGAAACGAUCCGAGAUAUCAAGAAUGCGCUCCGUCGUUCGUUCGCGGACAAGGCAAACGACUUCGCAUUGACACUUAAGACGCUGUCCCUGGCUAUAUCUGGUCUUGAUGGCGAUGUAGAAGACCAACUAGCCCAUGUCAAGAGACUCAAUGAUAACCUUCCUCCCCUCGACGCAUUCCUAGAUACUAUCGCGGCUUUGGACGAACAGUGUGCGGAAGCCAACAUUGAAGAAAACGAUUGGACGACAUACACCCUAGAUGAGCUUUCCUACGAGUUGAGUUUGGUCAAAUCGAGCAUCUCCAAGAAGCUGGCUUUCCUCGACAACCAACUCGUCGCCCGCAACAUGACCAACCUGACCCCCAUCCAGUUGGAGGAGUUCGAGUCGGUCUUUAGACAUUUCGAUCGCGACUCAUCGAAUACACUUCUUGAGCUCGAGUUCUCCGCUGCACUUGCAAGUCUGGGACUUGUGUACGACGAGGAGGAGAUGCAUCAGGUUUACCUUGAGACAUGUGGCCCAGCUCGGUUAGCUCAAAAUGCCGGUGUCAGCUUCGAGCAAUUCAUCCAUUUCAUGGUCAGCGUGGUGGAAGAUCAGAAUUCCGCCGAGCAGGUCUUGCAGAGUUUCCGAGAAGUCGCAGAUGGCAAGCCAUACGUGACCGAAAUUGAUUUGCGACACUCCCUUAUCCCCGACGAGGUCAUUGAUCACCUUGUACAGACAAUGCCACCACAUCAAGGCCCCGACUUGCAGGAGGAUCGCGAUCUCCCCAAAUAUGACUACAUCAGCUUCAUGGGCAAGAUGAUGGAGUACAAUGAGACCCAAUCGAACACACCUGCCAAUGGUGAAAGCUAAUGACUACUUGACCAUUCUUCCAUCAUCCCCUCUCCUUUUUCUUUUAUUGCAUGAUUGGCUGCAUUGCACAUCCGGUGUUCCUCUGUUUCGCUUUCCUUUUUCCAUAUCCAUAUCAUCUGCCGGACAUUGCUGUUAAAGGUUGCGAUUGGUGUUAUCUGGAGCACAAAAAAGAGGGUCCUCUUCAAGGUUCGUUGUCAUUCCAGAUAUGUACGAUUCUUUCUCUGUGUGGG
Molecule: messenger RNA, 2393 nt
Organism: Aspergillus aculeatus ATCC 16872
Lineage: Eukaryota; Fungi; Ascomycota; Eurotiomycetes; Eurotiales; Aspergillaceae
Product: alpha-actinin, sarcomeric (f-actin cross linking protein)
Exons: 4
Coding region: 229-2163 (644 amino acids)
Biological process (GO): actin filament bundle assembly; actin cytoskeleton organization
Cellular component (GO): actomyosin contractile ring; cortical actin cytoskeleton; cell projection
Molecular function (GO): actin lateral binding; calcium ion binding
Source: RefSeq, a predicted model, not a curated record